Dichotomopilus funicola is the source of this 984-nucleotide messenger RNA. RefSeq lists its product as uncharacterized. The transcript has a single exon. Bases 1 to 984 code for a protein of 327 amino acids. The record is from RefSeq and is a predicted model, not a curated record. Lineage: Eukaryota; Fungi; Ascomycota; Sordariomycetes; Sordariales; Chaetomiaceae.
AUGCACGCUCCGCAUGUCGGACACGGUCACAAGACUGGCGAGGUGGUGCUCAACCGUUUCGGCCCAGACGACGACACCUGCACAACCACAAUCCGCUAUCACGCCCGGGACUUUCACGUCGAGAUAUCCCCGGCCUACUUCCGCAACUCCCCAGCGGUAACUUCGCAGUACCGCGCUUUUCUCGCCGCAGCCCAACAAGACACGGAAACAGACGAACACGACGACGACGAGAACCCCAUCAUCACACAAUUCCACACCCACCUCCUCACCCUCUUCCAGCCCCUCCUCUCCCAAAUUGCUCCAGAUCUCCCGCCCGCGUUUGACCCGCAAAAGCUUGCCUCCGGCGCCGUCCAGCCCCUACUGUCGGACUACCUUUUCCCAGAGGAAUACCACUGCCGACUGGAAGCGACGAAUGACACCCCGAAACCUGUACUCUCUCAGACACCACCCGCGACUUCGUCUGCGGCUAAUAACCCCGAUUUCGUCACCGUCAAUAACCCGGCCUUGCUCUCCGCGCUAGCCCAGCACGUGCCCUUCCUCCAUCCUUCAGCUGUGCAGGUAUCGUUUCGCCAUCCCAGCUAUGGGAAUGGAAGUGGGAGGGGCUCAGGGACAAGCGGAUCCAAAUUCCCAACCCAAAUGCUUGUCGACCUAACCGGGUCAGGAACAAAAACAGUCUGUUUCCUCAAAACCUUCUCCUCCGACCAAAAUCAGGACGACGACGACGACGACAACGAAGGGCAGCAACAAAAAGCAGAGCGUAUGACACAGGCUUUACAACGACACUUGCGCAUUCUGGAGUCGCGGGGUCGGACGGCGGAUGUGGGUGUGCCGAGGUUGUUGGGGGUUGUGGCUGUUGAUGGGGUGUAUGUGGCGGGGUUGUUGGUUGCUUAUAUCUCGCCGUCGUCGUCGUCAUCACAGUCACAGACACUGCCGCCAUCUCCGCCACCUUCGUCACCUCCUAGUGUUGGUCACUCGGGGAAAUGA